ACAUUUCACGAGUUAGCGAAAAAAUUUGACAUCUCGAAUUUGAUGGUAGAAAAUAAAUACAUUAUUUUCCUUGCAUUUCGAGUUUUCCCAAUUUUUUUACAAGAAUUAUAAAUUAAAUACAAUGAGACAUCAAUUGUUUCUUGCUCGUACCGUUUUGGUACAAAAUAGCAAUGUUGAUGAAGCUUGUCGAUUGUUAAAUCGAAUUCUUGGAAAAGAAGAAAUCUUCGAUCAAUUUCGGCGAACAAGGCGCUAUGAGAAACCAUUCCAAGUUCGUCGUAGGGUAAAUUUUGAAAAGUGUAAAGCCAUCUAUAAUGAGGAUAUCAAUAGGAAAAUUCAAUUUAUCCUGAGGAAGAACCGCGUGGAACCAUUCCCUGGCUGUAGUUGAAUUUGUAUCAAGAGUAUCUUAGUUUGAAAUUGUGAAAUUUAUUUGAUUUUUGUCAAAUAAAAUAGAAACUUAAGAAGUUACAA
Messenger RNA from Eupeodes corollae, 468 nucleotides. It is a transcript of the gene mRpS21, whose product is annotated as 28S ribosomal protein S21, mitochondrial. The record is from RefSeq and is a predicted model, not a curated record. Gene Ontology annotation, cellular component: ribosome. Bases 122 to 385 code for a protein of 87 amino acids. Gene Ontology annotation, molecular function: structural constituent of ribosome. Lineage: Eukaryota; Metazoa; Arthropoda; Insecta; Diptera; Syrphidae. Gene Ontology annotation, biological process: translation. The transcript is spliced from 2 exons.